CAUGUAAGGCAGGAUUAGGAGAAAUGUGUAAACACGAAGUGGCAACAUUAUUUUAUUGUUAUCGUAAAGGAGAUAACUUGGACAUAUUCUCAUGCACGGAUUUGAAGUGUUCCUGGAGAACGGCAUACACCAAUGCGUUGGAAAAAUAUGAUCUUGCUCCAAUCACUGAUCAUCCGUGUUUUUCUAAAUCAAAAGUAGACAAAUUCUUUCAGAAUUUGAAUAAAAGUUCAUCGAGUAAUACACUUGCUGAUGAUGUAUCAUCAGAAGAUGAUUUAGACUCAAAUUCGAUACUAGCUGAUGAUAACAUUACUGUUAUGAAAGAGUCUAAUCUUUCUAAGAAAUCACAUGAAGGUCCUAAAUAUUUAUUACAAAAUCCAACGCCCGAGCAAUAUGCUCUAAUGUUUAAAAAAAUAAAACAAGGACUUCCAAAAUCGGCUUUUACAAAACACUUAUUAGGCAGGCAUGAACCAAUAGUUGUGCGCAAAAAUAACACUCCAAGUAUUAGUGAUGAAGAGAAAGCAAUUAUAUCUGCAAUUUUCCUUAAUUAAAGAACUGAACUCAUGGAGGAUAUUAAAAAUACUAAAGUAAAUUACGCACAAGAGUGCUGUAAAAUACGAUGAAGGAUUAUCAUGAAGAUUUCGAGGCUAUUUGUGCUAAUACGAAAUUAAAUUAUGCUGAUUGCCAUAAAGCUCGUAGAUUUCGAAUUACAGGUUCGGUUUGCUAUAAGCUUUACAUAUACACUAAAAACAAAAAACCUGAUUGGAAAAAGCAGGCUAAGGAGUUAUUUGAUCCAAUUAGUUUCACGAGUGAAUACACUGAGUAUGACAAAAAAACAGAGGCUGAAGCUCGCUCUCAAUUUAUUGAAAAAGUUAAAAAAACAGUCGUAGAAACAGGCCUCGUAAUUUCAAAACAAAAUCCUUGGCUGGCUUAUUCGCCUAAUGGCAUUAUUUUGACAGAUGGUGUUCCUAGUGCUUUACUUGAAAUUAAGUGUCCUUUCAAAGGAAAAUCUAAAGGUAUUAUUGAAACUGUGCAAUCUGAAGUAAAAAAAAGUCUAAACCAGGAAGGAGAAAAUGUUGUUUUAAAAGAAAAACAUAAAUUUUAUGGGCAAAUUCAACUAGGCAUGGCUGUGCUAA
This is a messenger RNA of Cotesia glomerata, 1133 nucleotides long. RefSeq lists its product as uncharacterized. The coding region runs from base 24 to 548 and encodes 174 amino acids. The transcript has 3 exons. The record is from RefSeq and is a predicted model, not a curated record. Lineage: Eukaryota; Metazoa; Arthropoda; Insecta; Hymenoptera; Braconidae.